Tarenaya hassleriana is the source of this 4487-nucleotide messenger RNA. Its product is annotated as autophagy-related protein 11-like. The transcript is spliced from 5 exons. Gene Ontology annotation, cellular component: extrinsic component of membrane; phagophore assembly site membrane; Atg1/ULK1 kinase complex. Gene Ontology annotation, biological process: autophagy of peroxisome; autophagy of mitochondrion; positive regulation of protein phosphorylation. The coding region runs from base 826 to 4287 and encodes 1153 amino acids. Gene Ontology annotation, molecular function: protein kinase binding; molecular adaptor activity. The record is from RefSeq and is a predicted model, not a curated record. NCBI's taxonomy places the organism in Eukaryota, Viridiplantae, Streptophyta, Magnoliopsida, Brassicales, Cleomaceae.
UUUUCUGUUCAUCAGAGGGGACAGAGGUUUCUUCUUCUUCGGCUGCGUUGCGGUGGUUACUUACAGCUGAAGCUUCUGUGUAAAUUUCCAUUAAUAAAAAAAUAAGGUAAAUUUAUUGAGGAAGCGAAGAGGAAGAAGACGUAGCAGAUUCGGGUUGCGAAGAAGAUGAGAAUAUUUUAUUUUUUAAGAAAAUAAUUUAGUGGUGAAAAGGAUUACGUGAAGAGAACUUGCCCCCCCUUUUGGUUGUUUCUCUAUGGGAAAAUUCCCAAGUUUGACACUCGUCUCUUCACGCAAUCGCUUUCGCUUGUCGUCUCAUGUCUGUUUUUCCGUCUUCUAGGGUUGGAUUCUUUUUUAUUAUUAUUAUCGAAAAUAACUCUUGGGUCGGAAGGUUGCAGAAGAGGCGGAGAUUGAAGGAUAUCGAUUAGGUCAUAUAAUUUUUUUUUUCCGGGGAAAUCGGUGCUCGAUUCGCCGAAAUUUUGGAGCUUUGGGGAUAAUCCUUGGUGGGUUUUGGGGAAAUUUAUCGAUUUACUGUCCACGGAGUCUGGAUUCGUGGGUCUCCUGGUCAGGUCCUGAUGCUGGGUCUGUCGGCCUAAAUCCUUUUCCAAAAUCAAUCAGGAUUGGGAAAUUCGCUAGGGUUCCGGUUAUUCUGAUAUAUUAGUUUAGGUUUGGAGAUUAAAAAAGCUCCUCUCCUCUACAGAUUAGUCGGCGAAUUUCCAGGUGAAGAUCUUUGAUCUGGCUGUUCUCUUGAUUAGAUUCAGGUGCCUUUCUUGAUUUGACUUGGUUAGGGAUUCUGUGGUGGAGAAUUCUGGGUUUUCGGUGGCUAAGAUGAGUUCAAGCUUGACUGAGAGCUUCGCUAAUGAUGGGAAGCUUCUUCUCUGUGUGGCCGAGAAUGGCCGUUCUUUUGAACUUGAAUGCAGCGAGACUACUCCUGUUGAAGCUGUGAUGCGUUUUGUCGAGUCUGUUUCUGGUAUUAGCUGUCACGAUCAGCUUCUUCUGUCGUUGGAUAUGAAACUCGAGCCACAAAAGCUGCUUUCUGCUUAUAGACUCCCUUCAAGCCAUCGGGAAGUGUUUGUUUUUAACAAGGCUAGGCUACAGAGCAACUCUCCACCACCCCCGGAAGAAGUUGAUAUUCCGGAAGUUGCAGACCCUUUAGCACCGGCCUCAUUACACGAUCGUCACCCUUUGGACGAUGCAUCGGAUCCAGCGCUAAAGGCUUUACCUUCGUACGAAAGGCUAUUUUGGUCUCAUUUCCUCAAAGGCCGUGCCAUUUUCAGUUGUGCUUCUGUGAAGUAUGAGACUUGUGAGAGGUUAAUCGGGGAGCAGAAGGUGCAAGAGCGAGCUGUGGAAGUUGCUACACGAAAUCUGGACCAGUAUUACCGGAUUAUCUAUCAGAACUUUCUUGAAUUUAUGAAGCGAUAUAAGCAUCAACAACGUCUCCAUUCCGAUUUACUGAUGAAUUUUGGAAGGGAUGUCGAGAAAUUGAGGUCAGCUAAGCUUCAUCCAGCUUUGCAGACUGAUUCCAGGAAGUGUUUAUUGGACUUUGUUAAGGAAGAUAGUCUCAAGAAGGCUGCAGAGAAUUGUGCUACCUCACAUCGGCAAUUUGAGAAUAAGAUUGCACAGUUCCAGCAGAUGUUUGUUGAGGUCAAGCGCAAGGUAGAAGAGUUGUUUGCUUGCAGGGCAUCCUUCUCUACUAAGAACUUAGAAUUGGCAUUUAAGGAUCAUGAAAGGUUCAUUAAUGAGCAAAAGAGCAUAAUGCAGUCCCUUAGCAAAGAUGUCAAUACAGUGACGAAACUUGUGAAUGAUUGUCUGUCUUGCCCGAUGUCCUCGUCCAUCCGUCCCCAUGAUGUCGUUUCAGCUCUGGGCCCUAUGUACGAAGUCCAUGACAAGAAUCAUCUUCCCAAAAUGCAGGCUUGUCAUAACUCCAUUUCGGAAUUGCUAGAUUUCUGCAAGGACAAGAAGGAUGAGAUGAACAACUUUCUUCACAGCUAUAUGCAAAAAAUAACAUAUGUCACAUACAUCAUCAAAGAUGCUAAGUUACAGUUUCCUGUCUUUAGAGAGGCAAUGGUGAGACAAGACGACCUGUUUGCGGAUUUGAAGUUAGUUCGUGGAAUUGGCCCUGCUUAUAGGGCUUGCCUUGCAGAAGUGGUGAGAAGAAAAGCAUCUAUGAAACUGUACAUGGGCAUGGCAGGACAGCUGGCUGAGCGGCUCGCAACGAAAAGAGAGACAGAGGUCAGGAGAAGGGAAGAGUUUCUUAAAUCCCACGGUCCAUAUGUACCCCGUGAUGUGCUGGCAUCAAUGGGGUUAUAUGAUACUCCUACACAAUGUGAUGUCAAUAUUGCUCCUUAUGAUACCAGUUUGCUCAACAUUGACAUCACAGAUAUUGAUCGGUAUGCUCCUGAGUGUCUAGCUGGUUUACACUCGAAGCAUUCAUCUUUAAGGAGUUCAGUGGCCAUGUCCAGUGAGAGCUCGCAUUCUGGUGGGCCUGAGGAGAUAGCUAAUGACGUGUUGGACAAAGACAAUUAUGAUGAAAUCUUAGAGGGCUGCGAAUUAGUAGACAUAGCUGGAACCAGCAAGAUGGAGGUUGAGAAUGCGAAACUGAAAGCCGACCUUGCUUCUGCUAUAGCCCGCAUUUGUUCACUAUGCCCGGAAGUGGAAUAUGAGGAGCUUGAUGACAGUAAACUAGAAAGUUUAUUGAAGAGAGCUGCUGAGAAGACUGCAGAAGCAUUGAAGGCCAAAGACGAGUAUGAAAAACAUCUCCUAUCUAUGCUCAAGGAAAAGGAAAUGAAUUGUGCUUCGUAUGAGAAGCGUAUCCGUGAACUGGAAGAACGUCUUUCAGAGGAAUUUUUCCAGGGGCAGAGACAUAUUAACAGUAAGGAUGUGUCUGGUCCAGAUGUUAUGCAUGCACUAGCUAAUGAAUAUAAAGCAGAAACCUCGGUUGAUGCAGAAGCCAACUUAAUUCAAGUAUCUGCCACAGAACCCAUGGAUGAGGUCUCAUGUGUUUCAAAUCUUUCCAACAGACAACCUUGUAAAGCUCGAGAGGGUAUGGAUGAGAAUAUGCUGGAUUCGUCUUCAAUGCUUAAUCAUCAGCUCGACUCAUCAAUGCUGGAGCCUCAGCAAAUCAAUGAGAAAGGUGGAAAGGAUAAUGUGAGUGUGUUCCUAGGUAGCAGCUCCACUGCUGAGAGCUUACCGAGUGGAAAGGAUAAUGUGGGUAUUGUGGCAACCGAGCCAGGUUUGCAUCCCAAAUUUAGCGGUGAUAAUCUGUUAGAACUUAGAAAUGAGAUGAUAGACAUGUCGGAAAAGCUGCGUGAAACGGAAUCCAAGCUUAAUGAUGCUAUGGAAGAGGUUGCCAGACUAAGCAGAGAGUUGGAAAUGAGUCAGAAGCUUCUCGAUGAAUCCCAGAUGAAUUGUGCCCACUUGGAGAAUUGCUUACACGAAGCAAGAGAAGAAGCUCAGACCCAUCUUUCUGCUGCGGACCAGAGAGCUUCAGAGUAUAGUUCCCUCCACACAUCAGCUGUGAAGAUGCAUGGCCUCUUUGAAAGAUUCCGGAACACAGUCUGUGUCGCUGGUGGAGUUGCUGGUUUUGCUGACCCCCUCCGUUCUUUAGCUCAAUCUUUGGCCAAUUCCAUAGACGAAAACGAAGAUGAUGACGGUACUGCUGAGUUCAGAAAGUGCAUCCGGGUUCUUGCAGACAAGGUUAGUUUCCUCUCCAGACACCGUGAAGAAUUACUUGAGAAGGGCAGAAAGCUUGAAGCUGCAAAUGAACAGCUCAGAAAGGACUUGGAAGAAAAGAAAGAGCUGGUAAAGACAUUGUAUACUAAACAUCAAUUUGGGAAGCAGGCAAACAAGGAAAAGAUAUCCUUUGGUCGUCUUGAAGUUCAUGAGAUUGCAGCAUUUGUACAAAACCUUACAACAGGACAUUAUGAAGCCAUCACCAGGAACUGCUCAAACUACUUCUUGUCUUCUGAAUCAGUGGCAUUGUUCACAGAUCAUCUCCCGACCCGACCUGUAUAUAUAGUUGGACAGAUUGUACAUAUCGAGUGCCAAACCGUGAAGAUCCAGCCAUCUUCAGCGGCUGCUUCAACCAAUCCCGGAGUGGAUACGACCGAUCAGACUGACCGGCUCUUAUCUGACAAGGGCUCUGGUAACAUGACAUCAAGCUCUUCAACAUUGGCAUUGUCUUCAUCAUCAACAACCUUAAAUCCUUAUGGUCUCUCUCCAGGAUGUGAAUACUUCAUUGUGACCAUAGCUAUGCUUCCUGACACUGCUAUUCAUCAACAAGCUUCCUGAUCCGUUGCUUUUUCUAGGCACUGAUAGAAAUGAUGGAAGAAACCAAAAAAGAAAACUGUAAAUACUUUAAUUCCAAAAAAAAAAAAGAUUCGUGGGUGUGUCGGGUUUCACUGUCUUUCCUCUUUAUGUUCUUGUACAGCUGAUCACUCUGAUGUACUUUAAUUUUUAUCCUUGUGCAUAGUAAGUUACUGGCUGUCCCC